AUGAAGCAUCCCCCGGAGGGUUUCACCCAUGUCGAAAUAUUGGCGGCCGGAGCCCGUAAAGGGGCAACCGCCGACGUUGGUGCCUGGAGCUGUGCCCUGAGACAUCCACUCCGCUACAUGGAUUUGACACCUAUAAAAGGAACUCGCCCUUCGGACGAGUUCCUCUUCCUUUUCCCCUUUGAAUUAUUCAAGGACGCCUCCUUGAAUAUUAUCACUGUUAAAGUGAAGCUAGAAGAAACCAUCUAUACCAAUGGUCUGCACGAUCAGCAGCCAGUCGAGCCGUACACGGACGAACCCAGUGACGAGCCGCCAGCUUAUACAGAUGCAAUCCCAGGAAGCUCAAGCCAGGUACAAGUUAGUCUCCCUGAUCUGUCAACUCCUGGCGCCUAUGUCAAUCCAUACCAAGAGGUUAUUGGAAGUCGUGUUGUCAAAACAUUUUCAGGACACGAAUCAUACCUUGUUUCUGUCCAUCCUGAAUACACGAACACGCCAAGUGCUCUAUACAAUGCCAUAUACGACCAAGCUUGUGUGGCUCCUACAGUUCUCAUCUCUGUCACGGGAACGCACACAGUCAAGCAGCGGGAUGGAAAAAAGGACUCCAGCUCCAAGGUUACAGACUUUGAUUUUCGAAUCGAGACUCGAGGAACUAUAUUGCCAUUGUCUUCAUACGACCUGACUCGACGUCCUUUAUUCGAUUUCUACCGCGAACUAAACGUCGUGCGAGACAAUGACGGACAGUCAGCUUAUCGUGGAGGACGGUUUAGGUGCAAAUCAAGCAAGAAGUAUAAACCCACUGGAGCUGGUGAUCUGGAGCAAGCAGUUAUGGAUGGAGAACAGACCGAGGCCGAGACAAGUCUCGAGAGUAUGCUACAGGAAUGGUGUACUCGAUAUUGCGAAGACAAGAGCGGAGUGAAAUCCACAGUUGAAGAGCUCAAUAUGGCUAUUAUCAAAAAUGAAAUCACCUCCAUCAUCCGCUCGACAAACUACCGUGGCACUAUCUCCGUUAACCAGGUAACAACCCACACGGCACUAACUAUCUAUUCACCACACUGGAUAAACAAGCUCCGAACCAACAGAUUCGUCUGGUGGGUAGUUGUCAUUCUUCAGCUUUGGAUAAUGACCUGGCCUAUCAUCGUCUUGCUUGAGAGACGCUAUGAGCCCGUUAAGGCCCAAUACUACGUCCGCCGGGAUUCAGAGUACAACCCUCCUUUCAAAGGAGAAGUUGAAUGGACAAAGCUGUUUGCUCGUGCUAUCAGUGCGGCAGCGCUAAAUAGAAGGAAGGAUGAAAUUGUUACCACAGCUGAUGUGCAGCGGGCUAAUGAUGCGGCUCUCAAUGGUCGACGGGAGGAAUCUGCAGCCGAAAGAGACAGGAGAGCAAGAUUGAACAGCGGAAAUGGAUCGUUUAUGGAUUCUGUUAUUGGCAUAGCUAGGGGCGUGUCUGAGCUGAGGAGUGAGUUUGAUCAUGCUAGAGUACAUCGUGUUUUUCGCAACUUGAAAAGCAAAUGCGCCUUUGAGCGAUGCCACACCUCCCUUCGCUGCCGUCUGUUGCGCCGUGUUCAAGAACAAGCAAGUAACAACUAUAAUAACGAUGAAACGAAAGAAAAACAAAAACAAACAAACGUCCCUUCUUCGCUCCGUGACAUGGUCAUGGCCGUGGUCAUCGUAAGUCCCAUCCUUGACACCACGAAAUGUGCAAAUUGCAGCGUUGGUGAUAAUACAUGCUUGAGAAGAGAAAAAAAAAAACAAGAAAAAAGAGAGACAAUACCAAAGGUAUUGAAUGCAGGCAGGCAGGCCCAGGAUGUCCUGUUUCUGUUCUCCCAAGGUGAUGAAUGGUCGAGUCAAUGGUCCUUUGCAAAAAAUUUCAAGGCAAUGCAAGACUCAGGAGUAGGAAGAACAAAAAAGGCAAGAUUGGAGUCAAAGAAACCUGGUAGUUGA
This is a messenger RNA of Trichophyton verrucosum HKI 0517, 1935 nucleotides long. RefSeq lists its product as uncharacterized. Lineage: Eukaryota; Fungi; Ascomycota; Eurotiomycetes; Onygenales; Arthrodermataceae. The record is from RefSeq and is a predicted model, not a curated record. The transcript is spliced from 5 exons. Bases 1 to 1935 code for a protein of 644 amino acids.